Molecule: messenger RNA, 6015 nt
Organism: Scleropages formosus (Asian bonytongue)
Lineage: Eukaryota; Metazoa; Chordata; Actinopteri; Osteoglossiformes; Osteoglossidae
Gene: bcl9
Product: BCL9 transcription coactivator
Exons: 10
Coding region: 540-4829 (1429 amino acids)
Biological process (GO): canonical Wnt signaling pathway; positive regulation of transcription by RNA polymerase II
Cellular component (GO): beta-catenin-TCF complex
Molecular function (GO): transcription coactivator activity; beta-catenin binding
Source: RefSeq, a predicted model, not a curated record
CGCGCAGACAAUAGGGCCCUCAAGUGUUCCCCCUAAGUUGCUUUCAUGUUGUCCUGGUGUCUUGGCGCUGAAGAAGGGGACCAGGGACUGCAGGGACAAGGUCUUUGUGUGGAUUUGUGCACUUUUCUCCCCCCGACACCACGAAAAGGAAGGAGCAAAACUAAGAGGCUGGGAUGAGGAAAACCCUGACAGCGGGAGAUGGGAAACAAAACGUGCACAUGAUGUUUUGUGAGUGACGCUAUGUGAGGGCGAGAGCAGCGGUGCGGUGGCGGCCGUGGCGACGACGCAGCGGGGGUACGAGCGCCGCCGUGUGCCGUUCCUCGCGCCGGACAGCCGCGCGCUCCGGGACGGGCACGUCCGGCUGUCCCCGGAAAGCGCCGCGCUCACACUCUCAGUUGCCGUCGGUGAGCAGUUUGGCAAAUACGUCCUGUUCUACAGGGGUCAAGAUGGCUAUUGCCAUAUCGUGACCCAACAAAAAAAGACAUGCAGGCCUGUGGGGACUGAGGCUCCUGGGUGGACAGUGGACGUGAUCAUAGAGGAUGCUGGAGCUGCAGGAGGAGAGGGCAGAAGCGGCACACUUUCCCAAGCGAGAGCGAGCCAAAAAGGAUCAAGAAGAGGCCAAGGAUAGCCGAAACUGCAGCGCAGGCUCCAGGAAACCCCGAACUGGCACCCCUCAUGCCAAGGCCACACAUACCAUCAGCCCACACCAGCACUUGACUCCACCCUGCACCUCUCUGGGAUCUCCUUCAAUGCAUUCCAGCAACCCCAAAGUGAGAAACUCCCCAUCAGCAAACACUCAGAGCAGUCCCAAGUCAAAGCAGGAGGCCAUGGUGCGGUCACCCCCUGUGAUGUCCCCCUCUAGUGCUGCCCAGAUGGACUCCAAACUGUCAAGCCAAGGGAAGCAAGGAGGCACUGGUGGCCAAUCGCAGGCUUCCCCCUGUGACUCGAAGACACUGAGUAGUGGCCACACUGCUAAAGUGAACUUGGGACUGAAAAAUGGUCAAGGCCUGAAUUCGGGCAGCACUGCGAAAAGCAAGGCAAAGAGAGAAAGAAGCACAUCUGCUGAGUCCUGUGAGCAGCCCAGAGACCCUGGGACACCUGGCAGUGAGCUAGAACAGAAAGAGGUGGGCCUUCGGGCAAAACGUGUGUGUGUGGCUGAACGACGGCAGCCCUACAGUGGCACUGACUGGUGCUCUGGGGAUGAGAGUGAUGAAGAGGAGCGGAGCUUCUUUAACUGCAAUUCUGGUGACGCGAAGCCCCAGGACCCCAGUUCCUUACUCUCUUCUAACGCAGCAGUUAGUUGCUCUUCCACGCCAUCCCACAAUGCAGCUGGUGCACAGAACUCUGUAUCGGAUUCUGCCAGCAAUCAUAAAGCACCAUCAAAUGUUGUUUAUGUCUUCACCACAGAGAUGGCCAACAAGGCAGCAGAUGCUGUCAUGGGUGGUGUUACAGACUCCAUCAUCACCUUCCACAUGAAGAACAUCUCUAAUAAAAAAGGCGAAAAGCCCCGCUCCACUGUGAACACCUCAAUGGGCCUGGCCCGAAGUGAGUCCAAGGGCCUGCAGCUGGUUGCUGGCCCAACUGCUCAGCAGCCGGAACAGAACCAUCAGCCGUCCGCUAAAGUGCCUCCAGGUCAGGGAGCACAGCCAGCUGGUCUGUCCCAGGAUGGGGCUCUUCUGGGGGCCAUGGACUCUAAGGGGCUUGCAAGCAGCAGUCCUGGUGAUGCUACAUCCCAAAAUGGACCUGCCCCUGGUCCUGCAGGUAUACAACCAGGGUUCCCUGUUUCUGAACCACCCAAGGGCCCUGAAGUCAAGAUGGUCCAGCAGCACCAGCAGAUGGCUAGUGAGCUCAUGUCUGGCAUGGGGGAAAACCCUGAGGGCCUUUCGCAGGAGCAGCUGGAACACCGGGAACGUUCCCUGCAGACACUGCGUGACAUACAGCGCAUGCUCUUCCCUGAUGAGAAGGACUUCUCCCUCAAGGACAUGGCGGCUGUGGGGCAGAACAACGCUGCCCUACCCCCUCCCAUUGCCGGCCCACUGGAGGCAGUGGCCAAGGAGUCUGAGCCAGGCCCCUUGCAGGCUAUGAUGGCUCAGUCACAGAGCCUGGGGAAGCCAGCUCCAGGGGUUCGACCUGAUGGUCCUCCGUUCAGCCAGCCCAGCCACAGGGAUAUGCCGUUCUCCCCAGAAGAGCUAGGGCCUCCACAGGCAGAGCAGGGGGAGCACCUAACACCAGAGCAGGUAGCCUGGCUCAAGCUGCAGCAGGAGUUCUAUGAAGAGAAGAAGCGCAAGCAGGAGCAGUUGCAGCAUGGGCCCAGGGGCAGUAUGCGGGCACCACCUCCACCCUACCAGGUGAACCCUGGAGAAGUGUGGGGCCCUGGUGGACCUGAUUCCUUUCCAGACCAGAUGAAUGUGGGCACCCGUCCCAUCCUCCCCCCACACCGCAUGCCAGGCUUGAUGAACCCAGACAUGGAUAGUCCUGGUCCAGUGGCUCAGCCUGGCAUGGGCUGGCCAGAUGACAUUCCAAAGAUGGGAGAUGGGAGGGGCUUCCCACCAGGUCAGGGCAUGUUUGGGAGCCCCGGAGGACGGGGAGAGAGGUUCCUCAAUCCUCAGGUAGUAACGGAGGGUUUGUAUCAGCAGGGCGUAGGGGAAAAGCCGCAGAUGGGUUUGCCCCCAGGCAUGCUGAUGGACAUAAACAGGAUGAUGGGACACCAAAAGGCCAUGGAACCUAGCCCUAACAAUGGGGGCGGGGUGAUUUUUCCUAGGAUGCCUGGUGACGGCCCAAUGAGCCCUUCUAGGAUGGAGUUUAUAAAGGGCCGUGAAAUGGGUGAAUUCAGCAUGGGUCCAAGAAACAUGAACAUGAACCCUGGCCCACAGAUGCUUUCAAAGAUGAGCAUGGGUCCCGAAGAGAUGAUAAAAAUGAACAUGGGGCCAGAUGAGAUGAUGAAGAUGAGACAGGUAGGAGCAGGGGGUGGUCUACCACCUGGACCCCUAUUUGCUGACCAGCCUCAACCAGGGGAGUUUACCUUGGGGCCCAGCCGGUCAUUCAUGCUCCAGGGUGCAGGGCAUAUGCGAGGGCCUCGUGGUGAGCAACCACUUCGACCAGAGCAGAGGCUGAACCCUCGGAUGAGCCAGUUGGCCCCUGCCUCUGGCCCCAGUUCUGGGCUAGGGCCAGGCCCAGGCCCGGCUCCAACCACCAGUCAAAGGAACCUGGGUCGUCGGCCAUCAGACCUGAAUACGCACCCAGGCCCCGGCAGCUCUCCCAACAUCCACCCACUGAAAUCCCCUACACUGGGCUCCCCCUCUGCUGGCCUGACAUCACCGCAGACUCCCUCCCAGACUCCCUCCCAGCUGGCAGCAAUGUUGACUGGGCCUACUGCCCCCACUGCCUCCAUUAAGUCACCCCCAAUGGUGGGCUCAGCUAGCACCUCUCCAGUACACAUAAAGUCCCCAUCACUGCCCGGCCCUUCUCCCAGUUGGACAUCGUCCCCCAAACCUCCUAUGCCAAGCCCUGGGGUGCCACAGCACAGCAAGCCCCCACUUGGCAUGAACUCCCCCAGCAUGAUGAGUGGUAUGGAAUCAGCAGGAAACGCCCCCCCAACUGCACCACCCCUUGGCAGCUCCUCCAGCCAGCCUGGUCCUAUGAACCUUCCAGGAAAUAUUCCAUCCAGCAGCCCUUACUCUAUGCCUCCAGAGCCUACGCUACCCCAAAAUCCCCUCUCUAUCAUGAUGUCGCGCAUGUCCAAGUUUGCCAUGCCAAGCUCCACCCCACUCUACCACGAUGCCAUUAAGACUGUGGCAAGCUCUGAUGAUGACUCGCCACCUGCACGCUCACCUAACCUGCCCUCAGUCAAUCACAACAUGGCUGGCCUGGGAAUGAACAACCACCUCGGUCAGCCUCGGAUGCCAUCUCUUAGCCCCAUGGCCAUGAACGCCAUGGGAAGUCAGCCGCAUUCCCAUGGUAUGCCCAGUCAGAUGCCCUCACCCAAUCCUAUUGGACCUUCUAUGCCCCCCCAUCCAGGGCCCAUGGGUCCUGGCAUGAUACCCCAUGGAAUGAUGAUGCCGCCAGGCUCCCAAGAGGCAGCAAUGGUCCCUCAAGGGCGGAUGGGUUUUCCACAUCGGCCUCCAGGAUUCCCUUCUGGGCAGUCCCCUCCCCACCAGGGGCCCUUUCCCCACAACGGGCCAGGAUUCCCUCACAGCAUGGGCUUCCCGGGGGAAGUAGGUCCCCUAAGUCGGCUGGGCCCCGGCGCGGAGCAUGCAAUGUGUAAGCCAAAUGGCCCUGGUGGCCAGGAGGCCUUCAGCAGUAUAUUCGGUGAUGCAGAUCUGCAUGAGGUGAUGCGGCCUGGAGCCUCCGGCAUCCCUGAGUUUGACCUGUCUCGUAUUAUUCCAUCUGAAAAGCCCAGCCAGACUCUGUCCUACUUCCCUCGUGAUGGUGGCAAGCCCCCUGGCUUCCCCCCCAUGCAGGGCAUGAUGGGUGAGGGGAACCCUCGUUUAAGACACCCUUUGCCUGGGAUAGGGGCUCCACCAGGCCCUGGCACUAUGGGACCCCAAGACAUCCCUAUGGGCAACCUGGGCCAUGGACCCACGCAGCCACCCAACUUCUUGAGCCAGGGCAUGAUGGGCCCCCAGCACCGCUUGUUGGCAAGUCCAGGGAUGAUGCAAAGCAAGGAUCGUGGCCCAAUCUACAGUCACCCUGCACCUGUGGGCUCGCCAAACAUGAUGAUGUCACUGCAUGGGAUGGGCGGCCCCCAACAGACUAUGAUGAGGCCACGUGGCAUGGCUACAGAUAUGGGAAUGGGCUUCAAUCCUGGACCUGGAAACCCAAUGUUCUGAGAUGGUGUGGAAAGCAAAGCCAGACAGUAGAAAGAACACCAACAGGAGUACAGUGGAAGAGUUUUAGGCUCCUUCCCAGGUCUGCAAAAAGGGAACUCGGGCCACUGCAGCACGUUGUUCUUCAGUCUCCAGAAUGUAUGGGGUUUUACGACAUUAAUUCCAGUCUUUAUAGGUUUUGUCCCCAACUCUUGGAUGCCUGAGGUUACUAAAAAGUAAAUACAUCUGCAGGAAUAGAGAGCUGUAGUUGUACCUUUUAAAUGUAAAAAUAUCCAUCCAAAUGAAUUCCUCCCCAACAGCUGUACAAAAGCCAAGAAACUUUCAAGGAUGUUCCAUUUGUCAUAAGGUGUGCCAUUUUUGCCGUUUCAUUUGGUCUGUUCCUCCAUAGAUAAAACGCUCUUUGUACUUGUGUACCGUACUUGUAUCGUAAAAGGGAUUUUAGCAGUGGCAGGAUUUUCUUCAUGCAGAUCAGUACUCUUCACAUACUAUUAACCACAGGUGCGUUUAGGCCUUUUUUUGAAACUUUUAUAACAGUGUAAUAAACCAAACUUUGACCUCGUGCAGAUAAUGGAAUUAUUAAAAAAAAAAAAAAAGCACAAAUAUGGUUUAUCUAUAUGAAACCUUUUCCCUCUGUUUUAAAUGUAGAAAACACACAAAGUAGAAACAGUGAUCUGAUAUAUACAGUGUGUUCUUGGGUUUUGGAACAAAAAUUGUCAUUUUAGUGGUUAGAAAAUAAAGAGCUCACAAACCUAGCAGCUACUCUUUAUUUUCAGUUAGUUCUCACAAGAUUAUGCUACAGCAUAUGAAUUUCUGGUGAGACUAACAUUUUUCUUUCCUGAACUACUCCUCCCUCAUUGUAAACUUGUCAUGUGAAAUUCCAUUGAAUUUGGUACAGAACCACUUCCCAGGGCUGUGGUGUUAAGACAAAUAAAAUAUAUUGUUUUGUAUAAAAGUGUGUGCAGCCUAGUGUGCUCCUUACAGGGAGAGAAUGGCCAGCUGGAAUCAGAGCUGACAUGAAGGGUGGGACAGUUAACUCAGUGUCUGGUUUGUGAACAGAAACCAGUACUAGCCUAGUGUUAAACUAGGCUACAAACUAAAUAAAACUGAGUUGAUAAGUGGUUUCAGUUUCUGAAAAUGAUUCCUUUUAAAAUCUGCCUACAGUAAAGUCUCCCUUUUCCAGUGGUAGUUU